This is a messenger RNA of Postia placenta MAD-698-R-SB12, 675 nucleotides long. RefSeq lists its product as hypothetical. Lineage: Eukaryota; Fungi; Basidiomycota; Agaricomycetes; Polyporales; Adustoporiaceae. The record is from RefSeq and is a predicted model, not a curated record. The coding region runs from base 1 to 675 and encodes 224 amino acids. The transcript is spliced from 5 exons.
AUGUUCCACGACCGUCGUUCCUUCACUUCACUGCUGGGUCUUCACGUCUUCCUUCUUGUUCUCUUAGUGGUAGUCGAGUUCGCGAUUUCGGCGACCACAUUCUUGGUGUAUGAUACUGUUAUUAACUUCGCGGACGAGGUUGAAUAUAUUUGGUGGUCAGUAGUUCCGCUCAAGAUUGCCAUGCGUAGACCUAUAUUUGACAUUCAUGGAAGCCGUCGGGGCCUUUGGAUGAAAUUUGUCUAUGUGUUCUUACGGCACAUCACGUAUCUUAUCACAGCAUCCAUAGUAGCGCUCUCUAUAUUUGGCGUACAGGGAAAGACAUGGGAUUCACGCCAAUGCAUAGGAUGGACACUAUUGCAACUUGUAUCAAAUCAAGUCAUCACUAUCGUGGUAGAAGGCAUUCUUGUCUUUCGCAUAUGUGCUAUGUACAAUCGCAACAAAUGGAUCCUCAUCGUUAUCUCGAUUCUCUACGCUGGUGUAGCUGUUACAAUGGCCGUCGCCUGCUUUUUGAGUGUGCCCAAUGCAAAGUGGACCCCACAAUGCUUGGUGACGGAUGUACCCCCUAUUUAUGGUUCUUAUUGGUGUUACAUCAGUUCACAAAAUCUUGGUCAAUAUUCAAUCUUGUUCUCCCUCAUGCGUGACGGCACAUGGGCCUAUGUUAUGAUGUUCGGUUAG